Adelges cooleyi (spruce gall adelgid) is the source of this 1977-nucleotide messenger RNA. It is a transcript of the gene Ypel, whose product is annotated as protein yippee-like 1. Bases 578 to 937 code for a protein of 119 amino acids. The transcript is spliced from 5 exons. NCBI's taxonomy places the organism in Eukaryota, Metazoa, Arthropoda, Insecta, Hemiptera, Adelgidae. The record is from RefSeq and is a predicted model, not a curated record.
GUCAUUCGGUUCAGCCAGUUGUUGUUUACGUUUCAGCCGUAACGUGCGCGCGCGCACACCUUCGCCGUACAGUCUUCACUCGUCUUGUCGCGUUUAUUCUUUGUAUUACAAACACACACACACGAUAAUUUUGAUAUAGUUUUAUAUAGAUUAUACAAAAAAUAUAAAAUUUUAUGUUAUAUAUAUUUAUAAUAUACAGCAUAAUAUUAUAUUAAAUUAUACUUACCAGAUUCACUGUCCUUGCUCCGAUUGUUGCGACAUCAACGUCAGCUGUUCGACGCAUCAGACGUUCGCUCUGUACACGCUGUCGGUCUGUGUAUGAUAUUAUUAUUGAGCAUUUAGCUCCUUGUGUGUGUGUUUCGAAAAAAAAGAAAUUUUUUUCUUCCGUUUCGUAUAGAAUUAGAUUUUUUUUCUCGAAAAUUUUAUUUGGAUUUUGAGUCAAUUGACGGACCUCCGACGAGAGCUCGAGCGAAAAAAAUAAACGUUCACGGUCGUCGUUCGCGCAGUUAUACUGGACGUCUUAGAACUUGAUGUUUCGAUCUGUGACCCAACACUGCUGACUAGGCGCCGAUGAACAAUGGUCAAGACGUUCCAGGCGUAUCUACCGGACUGCCACCGGACGUACUCGUGCAUUCAUUGCAGGGCGCACUUGGCUAACCACGACGAACUCAUAUCCAAGUCAUUUCAAGGCAGCCAAGGUAGAGCGUAUCUUUUCAAUUCUGUUGUAAAUGUCGGAUGCGGACCCGCCGAAGAAAGGAUUCUGUUGACCGGGUUGCAUGCAGUCGCAGACAUCUAUUGCGAAUGCUGCAAGACCACCCUGGGUUGGAAAUACGAACACGCUUUCGAGUCCAGUCAAAAGUAUAAGGAAGGCAAAUACAUAAUAGAACUAGCCCACAUGAUCAAGGAAAACGGAUGGGAGAGUCCGCCCAAAAAAUGAGCUGCUGCCACAUUGCGACGCACCUGUACAAGUCUUUUGGCGGUUUUCGUUGUCUCUCUAUCUCUCUCGUAGUACUUGACCCUUUUGGGGAUAUUGUUCUUUCUUUAUAGCGGACAGCGGUGUUUUGUCUUAACAAAACUCCGUCGUAAACUUUAAUAAUAACUGUAAUAAUGAAUUAUUGUACCGGUUGGCUUACGCUUUUUAUUGACGGUUUGUUGUCUGAACCCUGUGUAAAACUACCGCCUUCCGACGAUGACCUGUUGCCAUGUAAAGGCAGAUUAAGUACCAUUCAAUUGCUGGUUAGCUGACAAAUGGUUUACGCGGAAUGCUGGCUCGUUUAAUUUUAUUAUUAUAAACAAUAAGUACCUUUAUAAACAAUUAACUACUAUGUGAUAAUAAUAUUAUGUACAUAAUUAAAUAUACAUACAGGGUGACUCAUUUAACGUAAGACCCUAAUAAUAAUUGGUAAUUGUGUUUUUUUUUUUUUUUGGAGAAAUUUUAAUUAAUGUUAAUUUACAAUAUUGAACAAAAUUCAAAUUUGUAUAUUUUUUUGGUAUAUUCUAAAAUUUUAAUUAUUUUUAAAGUUAUUCAAGUUGAAAAUAUAUGAUAGAAGGACCGGUGGAGUGUAACGUUAGUUCUAUCUGCGUGCAAUACUCAACCACACUUUACCCCCUUUUCUAAAUUUUAAACUUCAAUAACUUCAAAGUAAUUAUUUAAACCUGGUUAUCGACCUAACAAAAUGUUCUCCAAAUUAUUUUCAACUUGAACAGUUAAUAAAUAUUUAUGUUACUAUAUGAGUUUUAAAAGUCGAUAGAGCUCUAGAAAAUAUUAAAAAAAGGUAAAUAUUUAGUAUUUUUUAUAGUAUUAUAAAUAAACAUUAACUAUCUUUUUUCAAAAAGAAAAACUAAAAAGUUGCAAUUAUUUUAAGAAAUAAUGAGUGUCUUAUGUUAAAUAGGUCACCUCUUUAUAUAUUAUAUAAUUAUAGUAGUAAAAGUUAAGCUGGCUACUCUUUUCCAUUUAAAAAUAAUAUUUAUAUAAUU